CAAAGGUGAGUGGAUAUGGCAAUAACAAGCCUCAUCCUCAGAAGCAUGUGCAGCUGCACUUGGCUCCAAAGCUCAGCACCACCGCCUCCGCCUCGGCUGAGGAUUUGUUGCUAUUCUUCUACUCAGCACUCUGUUCACAAAACCUUGACACACAUUCACAGAUCUGGUGUCAUAGCUUGCCUUCGUGCCAAUAGCGCAGAGCUGGCACUGAAAGCUGCACGUGCUGCACUUAGUGGCGGCAUCUCAGUUCUGGAGAUUGUGAUGUCUACCCCAGGUGUAUUCGAGGUUCUUCAGCAGCUGGUGCAGGAGCAUCCUACUACAACCUUAGGAGUUGGGACUGUUUUAAAUGUUGAGGAUGCCAAAAAUGCAAUAAAUGCUGGAGCCAAAUUUCUAAUGAGUCCUGCAAUGGUGAAAGACAUUAUGGUUGAUGCCCAAUGUGGUGAAGUUUUGUACAUACCUGGAGUGAUGACCCCAACAGAAAUAUUGUCUGCAUAUGAUUCUGGUGCCAAAAUUGUCAAGGUUUAUCCCGUCUCUGCACUAGGUGGUAGUCGGUAUAUUUCUGCACUCAAGAGGCCUUUUCAUCACAUCUCAAUGGUUGCUUCUCAGGGCAUAACAAUAGAUUCAGUCAGAGAAUAUAUCACCCAAGGAGCAUCAGCAGUUGUAUUAUCAGAUGCCAUAUUUGAUAAGGAGGCAAUUAGUCAAAAUAAUUUCAAUGAAAUAUGUCAACUUGCACACUUUGCAGCUUUGCGAGGCAAUGAAGCAUUAGAAUGGAAGAAAAGGAGCACACUAAACUAAUUGCAUUACAAGUGCCCCAAAAGUUUCCUUUGCAUCACCUACACCAGGGUUAAAGCAUCAGAAAUUUUUUAGGACAAAACUGAUGCAUAUACACGAGAAAUACAUAAUGGAUACCUACUAGACUAUUGAGGAAGAAAAGGAGCACGCUAAACUAAUUGCAUUACAAGUGCCCCAAAAGUUUCCUUUGCAUCACCUACAUCAGGAUUAAAGCAUCAGAAAAAUUUUAGGACAAAACCGAUGCAUAUAUGCGAGAAAUACAUAAUGGAUACAUACUAGACUAUUGAGAUUGAUGACUAUGAAUAAAACCAGGCAGACUGCCCUUGGAUAUCUACUCUGAAGAGCUAAAAAUUGAACUUUGAAUUGAUUUAUUAGCUUGUUGGUAAGGUCAGUUAAGUCGACAUUACAGUGUAGACAUUUGGAAUGCAUUCCCCCAUCCUCUCAAGUGGUGUAUUUGGAGAGAGAGAUGCUUAGAGUUUCGAAAUGUGGAAACUUCAGUUUUGGACUUGAAACUCUCAUUCCAUGGACCUUUGUUUGAGUGGAUGGCAGACAUGAGCAGUAUCUUUGAGUAGCAUGAUCUUUGUAAUUUUCUUUCAAACUGUUGGCGAAUCUCUUGUAUUCUUCUUUUGUACUAGGGUAGUUGGGUUAUGCUACUUUUGUGCUCUCUUAGUGAAUCAUUUACUUGGGUACUUGGCUUUGUUUGCAUUCCAAA
Quercus robur (English oak) is the source of this 1504-nucleotide messenger RNA. RefSeq lists its product as uncharacterized. The transcript is spliced from 12 exons. Bases 16 to 795 code for a protein of 259 amino acids. NCBI's taxonomy places the organism in Eukaryota, Viridiplantae, Streptophyta, Magnoliopsida, Fagales, Fagaceae. The record is from RefSeq and is a predicted model, not a curated record. Gene Ontology annotation, molecular function: lyase activity.